Messenger RNA from Micropterus salmoides (largemouth bass), 4357 nucleotides. It is a transcript of the gene wnt6b, whose product is annotated as wingless-type MMTV integration site family, member 6b. The record is from RefSeq and is a predicted model, not a curated record. The coding region runs from base 653 to 1720 and encodes 355 amino acids. The transcript is spliced from 4 exons. Lineage: Eukaryota; Metazoa; Chordata; Actinopteri; Centrarchiformes; Centrarchidae. Gene Ontology annotation, biological process: neuron differentiation; cell fate commitment; multicellular organism development. Gene Ontology annotation, cellular component: extracellular region. Gene Ontology annotation, molecular function: frizzled binding; cytokine activity.
CCCCGAGCGACGUCACACCAAGGUGGAAGAAGUCGAGCGCAUUUUUCCAUCCGUUUAUUACCCAAGGAAAACUCACCGACAGUGGCACACAGACGCUUCUACCUGUAGCCGGUGCGCACCGAAGAAAAGAGAACGGCGAACAUACAGCAGCACCAACGAAAAUAUAUUUUAAUUUGUUAGAGAGGCAGCAAAGCUCUGUCUUUGACAUCAUCAUUUCAUUGGUUUAAAUAUCACCCAAAGUGGCGAGACUCCGAGUGUCCUCACAACUAGAGCUGUUUCGCGCGCUGUUUCGCAGCCAGAGGACCUCACUGCUUGAAGUCGUUCCUCCUCAGACAGUUUUGAAAGCGUGUAAUGUGCUGCGACAGAGCAGAACGACAAUGAAGAGGUUAACCACACCUUUGAAAGCGGACAUCUCCUCAGUAGCCUCUUGACCAACUUUGUUGCGCAUUAAGAUGCGCCCGACAGAAGAGGAGUUGGAUGAUGCACUUUUUGCACUCUCGUUGACAGACAGUUUCCAGUGAGCUUUUGCUGAGUGCACCGUCAGAAAUUAAGGGCCUCCUAUGUAUUUAAGAAAGAAUCCAACUCGGUAUUGGCUGAGCUCAUCAAUACUUUAAACUUUACUGGGAUUCCUUGAGGAUUUGCUGCGUUCACCAUGACUGUUCGUCUAUCACGCAUCCAACUGGCCCUGUUCUUUAUCUUGCUCUGUCCGGUCAAUAUCAUCGGACUCUGGUGGGCGGUCGGCAGUCCGCUGGUGAUGGACCCCAACAGCAUUUGCAGGAAGGCGAAGCGUCUGGCGGGGAAGCAGGCUGAGCUGUGCCAGACUCAGCCAGAGAUUGUCAGUGAGGUGGCCAAAGGAGCCAGGCUGGGCAUCAGGGAGUGCCAGUACCAAUUCAGGUACCGCCGGUGGAACUGCACUAGCCACAACAAGUACUUUGGCAAAAUACUACAGCAAGAUAUCCGGGAAACAGCGUUUGUUUAUGCCAUCACAGCGGCUGGUGUGGCCCAUGCUGUGACCCAGGCCUGCAGCAUGGGAGACCUCCUGCAGUGUGGCUGUGAGGCGACCAGAAAUAGAGCACCUCCAAGACCGUCUCCAACCUCCUCCUCUGGGGACGGAGUCAAGUGGGAGUGGGGGGGCUGCGGGGAUGAUGUAGAGUUUGGAUAUGAAAAGUCAAAACAGUUUAUGGAUGCCAAGAGGAGACGGGGGAAGAGCGACAUCAGGACACUCAUUGACCUGCACAACAACGAGGCUGGGCGACUGGCGGUAAAGCUCUACAUGCGGACAGAGUGCAAGUGCCAUGGAUUGUCAGGCUCAUGCACCUUGCGAACAUGCUGGAAAAAGAUGCCACAUUUCCGUGAGGUAGGCGACCGCCUGCUGGAGCGCUUCAACGGCGCUUCCAAAGUGAUGGGCGGCAACGAUGGCAAGACCCUGAUCCCUGUUGGCCAGAAUAUAAAGCCGCCAGAUAAACAGGAUCUGAUCUACUCUGACGAGUCGCCCGAUUUCUGCCUUGCAAAUCGGAAAACUGGUUCUCUGGGGACACGGGGGCGCAUGUGCAAUAGCACAGCCAUGGACAUCAGCGGGUGUGACCUGCUGUGCUGUGAGCGCGGCUACCGGGAGGAAACAGUGGUGUUUGAGGAGAACUGUCUGUGUCGUUUCCACUGGUGUUGUGUGGUCCAGUGCAAAAAGUGCUUGGUCCGAAAAGAGCUUAGUCUCUGUCACUGAUGAACUGAUGAACUAAGGUUGAGAACAACCUAUAUUACUUGGUUAAUUAUAAUUACUUCUGUUACUUUUUGAGGUUUUUGCUUUAGUUUGGCUAGUGUGAGAGAAGGAUAGUGUUUGGACUUUCAUAUUGAUCCUUUUGUUUCUGUUUUUGCACCAGUCACAGUCAGAGAAUGCCCCAAAAAGGUUCAUUUAAAAUAGUAUUUUGUCCCAGUUCUGGCUGUUGGGUCCCCAGGAAUUUUGACAGACAUAAGAGGUGCAACCACAUGGAAACAAUGGCAAGGGGAAAUAAAGUAAGUAAAAAAGAAAAUAAAAUAUUUCUUUCUGAACUACCUAUUUUACUUUUUUUGUAGCCUAUUUGAAAAACUACCAAAGAAUGUGAACAUUUUCCAUUUCAGUGAAAGAGUAGGACCUACAUGUGGCACAGUUUCUUAGUGUCACUUCUACUAUCAGCUCAACAGCAGAGCUUCAUGUUGACUAUCUAAAACCAAAGAAUUUCAGGCUUCAGCUUGUGCGAUGUGCCUGAUUUAUUAUGGAGUUUCCUUCAUUUAAUGUUCGCUCUUAUCCUUUCUGUUGCUACCCCUGCCAAGCUUCCUAUUCUCACACGUCACUGUCACUGUCAUUUUUAUAGAUCACUGAUUUCAGAAAAGAAGUAGAACAUGGUUUCAGUUUGAAGUUAGGACAGACUGUUUACCUACUGUAACUAGCUAAUUAUACUAAUUGGUUAAAAAAACAGUAUCUGGCUGACACAAAAAUGGGAACAAUUAGCUAAAGAAAUACUUCUUGACCUUGGAAGUAACUUUGUGUAGUUUACUAGUGCAGGUAGUAAGCUAUUUAGAUUAUAUUUAAGCAGCCUACAUUAGAGCAGGUAAAAACACACUUGAAUCCAUCCUUUACUCUUUUACUGUUGUGUAUUGGGGUUUUGGAAACACCAAAAAAUCACCCCCUUGCACACUCUUAUAUACACGUAUAUAUACGCAAUAUCACUCAUACUAUAGCCCCAUACACCACUUCUGCGGGUGGAGCUUGACAGAGCUGUUAUGCCUUGUUUCAGUUGCUAAAUUGUGAUCAGACAAUUGCUGUUCAUGGUAGGGUUUUAGUGAAUGGUCAAACUGGCUGCUUUUCUACAAAGGCCACACUGACUAUAAUGAAAUGUUUUGAGCAUCUAAGGAUUCUUUUUCUGCUAUCUGUUAUUUCAAGUCCUUCAGAGACAUUGCUUUCUACCUACAAUAUCCUGUAGGAUCUCACUAUGGUCACACUGUUAGCUCACAGUGUAAAAGUGCAACAAUUUUACAGAUUAUGCAUUACCAAUAAUCAGAGCAUCUUUGCAUUUUACCACACCAAAAUCUUUCAAAAUGUUGCUAGCAAUCUGUCUCGUAGUUACUGUAGCCUAGCAUAUUAAUUGAACAAGCAACACCAAAAGAUGCUAGUCUUAACAUUUGUUUCCACAAAAAAGGGAAAUGGUACCAUAUUAUCAUAUUUGAAGAAUGCUGUCAACACUAUGUUUUGCAGGUGUGGACUUGGCCUGACAGCAAAGACUGUUAUUUAUAUAAAGAUAUGAUGACAAGACUACUCACUUCCAUCACUCUCAGAAGCACUUUGGAUAUGAUGGCUGCCGUGGACUUCCUCAAUAACUUGGCAAUAAAACCUUUUGGGGUUGUCUGUUUCUGUUUAAUCACAAGAGAAGCCUUUAUUUACAUGACAUUGUUUGGUAUCAAGGUAAUGUACAUAAUGUAUUUUGUUUGUAUCUGUUCUGAUAUACAGGGCUAAUGUAAUAAUGCACUUUGGAUGUUAGCUUUCAUUUGAUAAUGUAUGUGUAUGUGCGUGCGUGUAUGGGUUUGAGAGAGUAUUGAUUGUGUGUGUGUGCAGGUUGGCCAGUUAUCACCGUAUCCUUUAGUUGACAGUACCUUUUAUAUACAGUAUCUUUGAGUGCCUGAACUGCAUUUUGUUGGUUAUUAAAAGCACACUGCUCUUUGACACUCUCUCUCUGUGAGAGGCAGACUAGAUCUUUUAUUUGUUGUUCUCUUCAGUAUCUGUGGAAUUAUGUUUCCCCAUAGACCAUAAAACAUGUCAUGUCAUUUACACUUAAGCUGUAUUACCAGACAAUGUAAAGUAAGUAUGAUGAAAGUAUGAUACUGCAUUGCUUUCACUUGUUCUGUUAAAGCUUUGACUUUGAGUGAGUGAGGUGGGAUCUUGUCUUACGCUUAAGGAUUCAGAAUCAUCUUAUUUGGAUCUUACAGUUGGGGGUGUUUAUAUGUUAAAUUAAGCACAUUCCAAGAACAUUUGAUUUUGAUUUUUUCUAAUAAUAAUUCCAUAAUUCUAAUCAGGUUUGGUGGGAAACAGCAGAAUGUAGCAAGAGUAAGAGAAAAACAUUUCACUAAGAAAGCAACCCAUUUUGGCCAACUUGGUUGUGUUGGUGUCAAACAGCUUACCUGUCAAUUGGUGUUACAGAAUUGAUCAAUUUGGCAUCUAUGUAAAGACAUUUUAUCAUGUUUGCUUCACAUUUUGUUAUGUUCUUCAUUUUUGUAUUCUUCAGAAAUAAUUUUUCAUAUCUGGAUGUUAUGUUGCAUUUUCAUUUAGCAUAAAACUACAGUUUGUGACUGAAAUUCAAAACACUAUCCAAAUAAAAAGUAAAACAUU